AUGGCCGACGAGUAUGCGAUCGCGAUGACACCACUGGCCACGUCGCCGGUGCGGGUCCCCAACGACGACGACACGGCCCAUUGGACCCAAGCGAUCGACGCCGACGGCAACGUCUACUACUUCAACGCAAUGACGCGCGAGACGACGUGGGACCCGCCGCGCGGGUGGCAGCCGCCGACGUGGGAUACGUGCGUUGACGCCAACGGCAGCGUCUACUAUUACAACCGCGCGACCAACGAGUCGGUGUGGGAGCUUCCUCAGACCCCAGCUCUACACUCUGCGCUCACGUUUUCAGGUUAG
Messenger RNA from Saprolegnia parasitica CBS 223.65, 300 nucleotides. RefSeq lists its product as hypothetical. The transcript has 2 exons. Gene Ontology annotation, cellular component: nucleus. The record is from RefSeq and is a predicted model, not a curated record. Gene Ontology annotation, molecular function: RNA polymerase binding; transcription coregulator activity. NCBI's taxonomy places the organism in Eukaryota, Oomycota, Saprolegniomycetes, Saprolegniales, Saprolegniaceae. The coding region runs from base 1 to 300 and encodes 99 amino acids.